UAACUGGCCACGCAUUUAUAAAUCUUGAAAAGGUUAGUGUAGAGUCAGUGGCACAUGAAUGAGUGAAGUAACAGGAAACUUCAAGAGAGAGGAAGCACUUUUAGGGCAGAUGUUUAAAUUACUAUUUCUAUUCUUCUAAGGAUUUGAAUAUUUAUAUCUUAAGUCAUAAAAAUACACACACUUGAGGGGAAGAAAGAAGUUCAGUUUUUGAUAUUUUUAUGAUUGUAGUGGGCGAAUCUAUCAUCAGAGUGUUUUUCUGGUCUGUCAGGCAAGAAAGAGCAAACAUAUGUUAGCUUCAUCAUGGAAUUUUUCCCAUGGCACCAGAAGUCAAUGUAUAUGUACUUAUGUUGAUAUACAUUUAGGGGUUGCUUCAAGUAGUCAUUAACAGAAGCUUAUGUUAAUUUAAAACAUGUAAACCAGAAUUGAUUUAUAUUAAGUAUAGAACUUUCCAUAUCACCUCUGACUUUGAAAGGCUGGUACUUCUGGUGUCUUUGAUUUAUUUUUUUCAUGGAAUGUAUUCCUUCAAGUUCAUGAUCAUAGUCAGUGAAUUUCUAAGCACCUGAUUUUCUUUAACAUGAAUUUUUCUGUCUGCUGAGAUGACAUAAUAAAAUCUUGCUCACAUAAGCUAGAACUAUGAGAAAGAUGUGGAAUUUCAUAUUUAAAUUCAGUAAUGGCUUGCUGUUUCAUUUAAAUCAGUUUUAACAAAUUAAUGUAGCUUUCUUUAUUCUUAGAAGUGAUUGGAUAAUAUAUUAAUCAAAUUUUACUUAAUUCUUUCCCUGAAUUUAAGAACUUGGAAAGAUGGCUGCGUUCUGCACUGUGAAAUCAAAGUCCAGAGACCAUUUAAGGGACAAUAAUUGCAGAAAACAAAUAAAGAAGAGGAGCCUUAAAGAAUACAUAGAGAUUUUGAAACAAGAAGUGUGAAACAAAUCCUUGUCCUGCUCAGGCCCCCCAGCUGUGCAACAUGAUCUAAAACUGUUAAUUAGACUUGUAAUACUUUGACAAAUUCUUCCAGCUGACCUAACCCUGAGAUGUAAAAUACGUGAUGUCCACACAACUAUGCUUGCAACUGUCACCCGCUUCAAACUUUUUAAGAAUUAACCCUGGGGGUUUGCCCUUUUCCCACGGUGAACUGAACUAAUUUGCAAUGUUGUCAGACUGCAAAGCAGUGGGAAAAAAAGCUAGUACUUAUCUUACAUUUAGGACUAAAGGAGAGGAACCUAGACAUGUACACCUGCUUCGGAAAAUGCUGCAAUUAAAAUGGAUUGCACAUCAACACUAAUAAUUUGGUGACUUUGGAGGUGUGUCCCUUCAAAACUAGUGUUUGAUUUCAUGAAUAUAUAGGUCCCUGACCUUGGCCUGAUGGACAAGGGAAGUUAAAACUGCAAGCACUUACUAUUCCUUUCAGUGCAUCAGUGAAAGGAUGUUAGUAAUAUUAAAUGGAUGAACACACCUUAACUAAUAUUUAAAUUAUGGAAGGUAUGAUGUAUGCCAUUUUAUAGUAAACAGUUUACUUAAUAAUACAGUUUUUUUAUGUUAGUAAAAAUCUGAAAUACUAUGAUUGGAAGAAAAAGCAUUAAUUUUUUUUAUGUAUAAUAAACAUGCAUCAGUGUAUUGUAUGCUUGCUACUAGAAUUUAUUUUAUUUGGUUACAAUUAGCAAAUAUUAGUAAACAUGAACCUACAGACUGGUUAUGCCCUAUAUUCCCUGAACUACUCUAUUGAAACACAAUUUUACUCUUCCUCAUCUUUUUCCAGCUUCCAGAUAAUAACAAGAGGGCUGCUGCUCAUCAGCAGUUGUGUACAUUCCAUAUGCCAGGUUAUGAAUUUUAUUAUAGAGAAGUAAAAUUGAACAGAAUGUGGAAGUUGCCAAAAAUUAUUAAUAAAAAUUGUCAGAAAAACCAAGAUUGCUUUCAAGUUGGGAGUGAAGUGUUCUGUAGAUACACUCAGUCUUUACUUUUCUAGAGAUCGUAAUAUUUAUACCAAGAUCCUAGAUCCCACAAUAAAAUAUGUUGUAAGAAGUAGACUAAACAAGAGUUACCAGGCCAUAUUGCCUAGCAGUGAUUUCUUUAAUUCUCAUUUAACUUCUCUUUCUAGCUUCUGUGUUCUUUGAAGAUUCUCACACAUAAACCAUAAAAAGUGUGUUGAUAUUAAAGCUUGUAUUUCCUCCCUACUACAAUAUAAAAUUUUUCACCCAUCCUCAGUCUUUCAUUACUAUUUUAUUCAAAGAAAGUAUAACCAAGAGUCUCAUUCGGAGUUUAGUUCCAAGACUUAAGUUCAUCAAGAUGAACAAGGUUCUCACAUUAUUUUUAUGCUGGUCAUUGGGGAAGAUUGAAGAGAGAUUAAAAGAUGAAAAGAGGACUGUGUACCGCACUGGACAUGAAUGGAGUCUUCAUAGUCCAUCGGACCUGAUGAUAUGAAUCCCAGAGUCCUGAAGGUAUUGCCUGAUGAAGUUCCCAAGCUGCUCUCCAUGAUAUUUGAAAGAUUAUGGCAGUCAGUUGAUAUGACAAAAAGGGAAACAUACCUAUUUUUGAAAAGAACAGAAAGAACAAACUCUGGAAACUAACCUGUCAGCUUCACCUCUGUGCCUGGAAAGAUCAUGGAACAGAUUCUCCUAGCAAUUGUGCUGAGACAUUUGGAGGACAAGGAAAUGAUUUGUGACAACCAGCACAGCUUCUCCAAGGCAUUUGAAAAUUUAGUGCCACAUCAGAAUGACUUGCAACAGAAUGACAGCAGAUUUCAGAGCCUUCUGAAACACAAUCCAAGAUGGUAACAUAUAAGAGAGCUCAUGUGCAUGAUGCAGAGCAGCUGAGAGCUCAGAGCCUCCAAGAAGAGCCCAAGACACUGAAAAGGAGCCAUGUCUACUGGUGCACCAUGUUCAGGGGAGGCCUUUGGGGGGAAAGCCGCGACUCUGCACUUCAGCCAGGAGAUUUGGAGUCAAGGAAGGUUUCUGAAAUCACUGGAGACUGCCUGAGAACAGACCGUGUGAGCCCUUGAUCUGAUACUUCCUCCCGAGGAAAGACAGGCAUCAUGAAACAGAGAUUCAUUUCAUCAGUUCAAAUCAUUUUGCAGCUUGCUCUGACUACAGUAGGUCUGACUGGUCAGUCGUAUCCUGGAAAACCUCAGAUAAUAAGAUGUCGUUCUCUAGAAAAGGAAACCUUUUCGUGUUGGUGGAAGCCUGGCUCAGAUGGAGGACUUCCAAACAACUACACCCUGUUCUACAGCAAGGACAGUGAAGAAAAAAUCUAUGAAUGUCCAGACUACCUAACAUCAGGUCCAAAUUCCUGCUACUUCAAUAAAAACCACACCAAUCCCUGGACAACCUAUAUUAUCACUGUAACGGCAACAAAUGAGAUUGGAAGUAACAGCUCAGAUCCUCAGCAUGUGGAUGUAACUUCCAUAGUUCAGCCAGAUGCUCCAGUGAAUCUCUCUCUAGAAACAAACACAUCUGCCAACAUGUCAUACAUUUGGGCAAGAUGGUCUCCACCCCCAUUAGCUGAUGCCAGCUUUAAUUCACAUGUAUAUCACUAUGAGCUUCGACUAAAGCCUGAGGAAAAGGAAGAGUGGGAGACAGUAUCUGUAGGAAUGCAGACGCACUACGAGGUGACCAGCCUGCAAGCUGGGGUGAAGUACAUCGUCCAGGUGCGUUGCAUGUUAGACCUUGGAGAAUGGAGCGAGUGGAGCUCAGAAAGAAGCAUUCAGAUCCCUAAAGAACGGUUACCUCCCGAAAAGCCUACAAUAAUAAAGUGCCGUUCUCCUGAAAAAGAAACAUUUACUUGCUGGUGGAAACCUGCUUCAGAUGGAGGACUCUCGACCAACCACACGUUGCUUUACAGCAAAGAGGGAGAAGAAAAAGUUCAUGAAUGUCCAGAUUACAAAACUGCAGGCCCCAAUUCGUGCUACUUCGAUAAAAAGCACACCUCUUUCUGGACCAUAUACAAUAUUACUGUGAGGGCAACUAAUGAAAUGGGAAGUAAUGUCUCUGAUCCUCAUUAUGUGGAUGUGACUUACAUAGUUCAGCCAGAUCCUCCUGUGAAUAUAACUCUGGAAUUAAAAAAGUCAAUAAAGAGAAAACCGUAUCUGGUCCUGACAUGGUCUCCACCCCCACUAGCUGAUGUCAGAUCUGGAUGGCUUACCCUUGAAUAUGAAUUGCGACUAAAGCCUGAAGAGGGAGAGGAAUGGGAGACUAUUUUUGUUGGACAACAAACACAAUAUAAAAUGUUUAGUUUAAAUCCUGGAAAGAGGUACAUUGUACAGAUUCACUGCAAACCAGAUCACCAUGGACUUUGGAGUGAGUGGAGCCCAGAAAUGUAUAUUGAGAUCCCUACUGACUUCAGAGUAAAAGAUAUGGUUGUAUGGAUCAUCGUUGGUGUCCUGUCAUCCCUUAUAUGUUUAACCAUGAGCUGGAUAAUGAUUAUGAAAGGGUACAGAAUGAUGGCCUUUAUCCUGCCACCAGUUCCAGGACCAAAGAUAAAAGGCAUAGAUACACAUCUGCUAGAGACAGGAAAAUCUGAAGAAUUACUGAGUGCUCUUGGUUGCCAUGGUUUCCCUCCAACAUCAGACUGCGAGGAACUACUGAUAGAAUAUCUGGAGGUGGAGGACAGUGAGGAUCAGCAGCUCAUGCCAAGUCAUGACACUCAUUGUAAAAAUACAAAAAUUAUACUCAAGGAAACAGACAGUGACUCAGGCCGAGGGAGCUGUGAUAGCCCUUCUCUCCUCCCUGUGAAGUGCAGGGAAUCCCACAGCCUUCCAUCUGCUCUUCAAACACAAGAUGUAAGAGCUAAAGAAAAAAAAGGAGGAAAAGGGAGCUGGGAAACUCAGUGUACGGCCUCAGAACAGAAAACGCUCCCUUGUAACAGUGAGAGUAAAAAGUCGUGCACGUGGCUGGCAGCUCAGUUACCCAGUAAUCAGGCUGCUAUGUUUGCCUACCACAGCACUGUGGAGGCAUUCAGGAUAACACUGAACACCACAAAUGUGAACACUUCACCAGUUUUGGUGGGAAAUGAAGAAAAUCGUCAGUCGCUGUAUCCCAUUGCUGAAACUGCGUAUGAUGGCAUGGAAAAGAUAAAUGAGAUGGAAUAUUCCAAAACUGACCAAACCACAGUGCAGGUCAGACAAAACCAACAAAAUGACAAGUCGCCUUUCCUGAAUCCUAAACUAAUGGACUAUGUAGAAGUUCAUAGAGUCAGACAAGAUGAGGAACCGACACUAUUACUGAAACAUAAAGAAAAUAGUGGAAAGACCAAAAAAUGCACUGUUCCAGGAACCAGCAAAGAAUAUACCAAGGUCUCAACAGUUAUGGACCAUCACAUUUUAGUAUUAUUGCCAGAUCAGCGCACCCAAAACACACCUGUGUCUCAAGAACCUGUAGCAGAAACAUCUGAGAACCCUCAGCAAAGUCAAGCUGAGAAGAAUACGAGCUACAGCACGACAGCUCCAAGUGAUUCCACAAGAGACACCAGUGGAUCAGACUACAUGGACCCAUCUUCCUUUAUGCCCUCCUUUAAAUAACCUAUUAGUACAGCACAUACUUAGUGGUUACACACAGCAAAAGAAACUCACAUAGCAAACAGCUCCUUUAAAAAGCCUAGUCUUCAAAAGCCUAACCACCUGUGUGCAUUGUACAGGUAAUAAAAUAAUCUGUGAGUUGAGGUUAUAGUCAUGGAUGUCAGUCCUGCAUCAUUAGCACACAUUUCUGACAGGGUGAAAUGAGGAAAUGGAUCUUGUCUGUCAUGAAAAAUGCACUGUAAAAUAACUAUUCAGUUCUGCAAAACUUCUGUUGGUGGAUGAAGCCUGAGGAGGUACCACAGAUUCAACAAAGAUGAAAAUUGUUGUGGAUUAGUCAGCAAACCAUAGCAAUCUGAGCAGUUCCUGCAUUAGAUAAACCAUUGCACAAUGUAUUCUUACCUACAAUGUGUUUUCUUCUGAAUGCAUUCUAGCACUAGAUUAAGUUUUCUUUAUCUUUUUUCUCAAUCCUUGAGAAAAAGGAGCUCUUGUACAUUACAAAUCAUAUAUAAAAGAGAACAUAUUCUACAAAUUGCAGUAAAAUAACAAAUUCUUCUAAAUAUAUUUUUGCUUUGUUUCAAUGUGACAGAAAACUGCAUCCCAUUCAUAUCUUAGUCCAGACAAACCAAAAUGAAAAAGAAAGCAGGAUAAUAUAUGAUAUACUGCCUUACUGUAUAUAAUAUACAAUUUUACUUUAAUAUAAGCCCAUAUGUUUAACAAUCUAUUUUUGAAGGCUAUUUUUCUAUUACCAAAAAAAAGAGCAAAAUAAAAUAUUUUUUAAUUUCCCAGUGCUAUUUAGCUACCUAGGAACUUUUCUCUUUCCUUCUGCUGAGGCAGUAAAAAGUGAAGCUAUAAUUUCUAUACAAAGCAUAAAAUUAAACUUUAUACUAAUUAAGAAUAUGGAGACUUUUUAAACUAUAUUUCUAAUAUAUUACAGAUAUAUUACUAUUUGAAUUGUAAGUUAUUUGUUUCACAGGUUUUUUCAUUACCUGUAAUUAUAUAAUUAAAAUAGAAUUUAGGUUUCAAGAGCUAAGGUUCUGUCCCUUUGAAUUUGUACUCUGAUGCCAAUUAUAAAUGAAAUGGGGUUCUCCUGCACUUUUCUCUGAGCCUGAAAGGAAAGUCGGAUUUUUCAUAUUGAAUUUAUUAACAUCAGUUUUGAAACCCAGCCUCCAAGGUCUGAUUCAGACCUCCACUGAAAAAGCAGUGGGAAUGAGGAGGCAAGUCCAUGUACUUGGGCUGAUCAUGUGUCCCCAGAACAGCAGUGGGAACAGUAAGGAUCCACUAUAUCCCAUGUAACUGAAGACAGAAUCAAAAUGAUAUUGUAGUGGCUGCAAAGUUGUUGUGGUCCUUCCUUCUUGAAACAAAAGUUUCAUUUACUCCAGAAAAGUAUGACUGCGUGAUGACUGAUUAAAAGUGGGCAAAGUAUUUAGCCAGUACCUCUAGCUUCAGGGGAAACUGGAAAUUUAAGGUGAGGGAAUGAUCCUGUACCUGCGAAGGAGAGUGUAUGUGAUAGAUGGGCUCCCUUUUGUUAGUCCCCUUCCUGAACAGCUUUACUUUUCCCCACAUUUUUAUGAUUUUAUGCACUGAGCAAGCCUUCCUGUGGUACAAGGUGCCUGCUGCAGAGCCAGACAAAAGAGAAUUUCAGAUUCUGAAGGUACCAUAAGGCCACAACUAAUCUGGCAAAUCAGAUUCUUACCCUUUACCUUCCAAGCCAUGGAACUGCUCAAGCACAGAUUAGGAGAACUGCCUAGCCUUUGCAUAGGCAGGACUGCAGAACUUAGCUAAUUAUCUGUGUGUCUAUAAACAUACAUGGUAAUGUAGACAUUAGGGUGGCAUCAGAUUUAGAGCCUGUACUCUAUACAGGCAACUGCCCACUUUCAGGGGCUGAUCUGAGCAGUCUGGAUGCUCUGCUGAAGGUGUGGGAAGGUAUCCUAGAUUCCUUAUUCAGCCACUUACUUAACACAUGAAGACACAAAGGGGCUACUCCAGGUAUCAGCCAGACAUAAAACUGUGUUCAGCUAUGGUUAACAGAAUAAUUUUACCAUAGAUACUCUGUAUGUAGUAUACCUUACAAAUUUCUAAAGAUGCUAGUACUGCAAAUAAACUCUUGAGUUAUGAGGAAACUUAUGCAUGUGGAAGUGUGUAAGCUGAUAACACACUGUGUCUGACAGUGUUUUAUUUACCCUUCAGUUUUCUGACUGAAUCUGACAGAGCUAACACCAUCAGACACACUCUUCUUUCUUUACACAGAUAGCUCUAUCUGUGUAGUUUCCUACACCAGAUGAUGUGCAAAAAGAUGCGCUGCUACAGGCCUUCUGGGAUGUAUCUGGUGAUGCACAGAAGCUACAGUACCUUAUCAAGCCUAGAGCCUAAAGAUGUUCCUUAUAGAGUAGAUUUCUUAGGUUAGAACACAGGUGACUACCCAGAUGUACGACAGUAACAGGCUGUUCCCACUGCAUCUUUUUACCUGAAGUUACUUUUCACCUGAAGCACACAGACACAACAGUUAGCAGAUUUUAUAUGAUUCAUCCUGCCUAACUGUAGCAUGUGUGCCUCCAGUAAUCCACACAGAAAGUUUCUCUGCUUUGUCAUAAAUGAAUGCUGAAACUGUAAACUAGUUGUAGCUUAAAUUACUAUGUGUGGUGUUGAGCAUCUCCCACCUUUGCUGAUGAAUGUUUCAAUAUGCCAAAUCAUCAUGGCUCUCCAUGGAAAGGGAAAGUCACCCACAGUGGAAAAGGGGCAUUUUCUUGCUGCUUUGAAGUUUUGGGGGAUUUGCUAGUUAAAUGUAAUUUGAAUGUAUUGUCAUAAAUAUAUUUAAUUCUUGGAACUGAACUAAUGUGCAGAUAGAUUAAUUUUCCCUUGGAUUUGCCUAUAUUUUUCAAAACACCCUGUUGCUCCCAGUACCAGAGCUUCUGAAAGUGACCUUAAACAUCUGAAAGUACAUUAAAAAAAUAAAAAACAAGUGUUCUGUAAAAUCAAAAUAACCUUCAGCUAAGUGUUUGGCCAUUUGAAUGUUUAAAUACUUAAUUUUUUAUGAUUGCGACAGUAUUUUUGCUUGCAGGUCUUUAUGCUUUUCAUUAGCAAGUACUUGAGUUUUUGCAGCACUUCGAUAGAGUCAAUCAGUGUAAAAAAUUAUGACACAACAGUGGGGAAAAACAGGCUCUUGACACCUCCUUUGAUAUCCAGAGGGAGGAACAGAAUUUACCCCAGGAACAGGGAUCAACCCUCUAGCUCUUGCACCAUUAGUCAAAUUUCUCACUUGGAAUAAUAGUUUCAAGACUUUGAAUGAUGUUUUCAACAUCAAAGUUAUCUACGUGUCAUUUAGAGUGUGAUCUACUUUGUGAUAGCAUAAAAGGUCUAAAAAGUAGCAUAAAGACUCUUCUACAGAAAUAGUUUUACAAAACUCCUGAAAUUUAACAUAUACAUUUUAUUUAAUUACCUUUACUUCUGACUCAGACUAAUUUUAACAUGCUUUCUUCAGUAUUGGCAAAUAUGAUUCAUUACCAUAUUUUUUUUUUACUAGAUUUGUUUUCAGCAGAGAUAUAUUUGAUGUACAAUUUUAGUAUUUCUGUGUAAUAUUUCAGACUUUAGAAGAAAUACAAACUAAUGAAUUGGCACACGCUCACAAAGCUCAGUAUCACAUAUGAUUAAGACUUUAAGUUUGGUCUUGAUGAUACUAUGUAACUACAAAGAUUAGUUAAUAAAAAUGCAGUGAAUUAACCUGAUAUAAUAUUAGUAAGAGGAUAUGUGUGUUUAUGGAGCAAACUGUAAAACAAAUAUGUAAUGAUGAUUUAUGUCAAACCAGUGAAUUUUGUAGUAUAUCUAUCUGUGUGUCUAUGUUUAAAUGGCUGAAAAAUAGACAGCUGCUUUAAAUGUCAUUCAAGUAUCCCAAGUGUAGUAGCAGCAGGUGUUUAAAAUGAAUAAGCAGAACUUUUUGUGCUCUCUGAAGCAUUGUAUAUGUGGGGCUUACAUCAUGAAGCCUGUAAGUGUAUAUCGUAAUUUCAUGGUAACUAAAUGAUCUGAAGGCGUUGUGCAAGGAAACUGAAGUUGCGUAAGCCUGUUGAUAGACAUCAGACAUCUUCUGCAAAGCCAUAAAGACAAAUGAAGUAAAAAAAGUGUCAUGAGAUCAGGCAUCACAUUCUCAAAUAAUUGCUACCUCAGGUUUUAUUUUUUUGUCCCUUUAAAAGGCAAGCAGGAAAAAGCAUUUUGCUUUUUUUGUGUGUAUAAAUUUGUGACUCAUUCUGUCAAGAAUUUAAAAAUCUCAUUUGUAAGUUCAAAUUAUUUUGUUAAGAAACAGCUUGUCAUGGAAUCAUCACUUCUGUUGUAGUGGCAGUAGGAGGAUGGAAUAUUUGAGAUGUGUAGCAAAAUUAAAUGCUUUAAUUAAUUUAUUUGAUUAAUUAAUAAAUUAAUUUAAUUAAAUGGAAAAAAGAAAGGUAAAGGAAAUUCCAUUUUUUAAGAAUAUCCUUGCUGCCCAGAUUAGCAGUCAAGCAUCAGUCCCUUUCCGGGCCUGAAAAGUUUUAUGGCACUAUUUGUAUUCCCAGGUCACUAGGACUGAUUGAGCCAAUUUUCCAGAGGUGCUCUCAUUCUGGAUCUCCUCUAUGGAACUUAGUGUUUAUCAAUAUUUGCUAUUUACAAUUACCUGUUUUCAACUGAGUUCCAAGGAAGCAAGCCUUUCAAGUCUGUCUCUGAGUAAAAAUGGAAAGCCCUGCUCUCAACUAGAUCAAACUGUCACACUAAAAACAGGCUCCAGCUCCUGUGGGUGUGGAAAGACAGACUGAAUUAUAACAGUUUGAAUAACCUUGUGGCCCAGCCUUGAAAACUAUUUUGAAAUAAAUCAGGGAUUUUCUUCGGGGUUUUUUUGUAUAUGUCAAGCAGAAAAAUAAAGAUAAAUGGAUGCCUAAACACAUAAUACAUGGGGAUAUAAAGAACUUAAAUAUGAUAGAAGCAUAGAACAGUUUAGGUUGGAAAACAGCUGUAAGGUCAUAAAGUCCAAAUGUUAACCCAGUCCUGCCAAGUCCUCCACUAAGUGACAGGAAGAGCAAAAAGGUUGCUGCAUGUGACAGAGAGGAAAAGGAGUACAGUCACUGUGGGAAGUACAUGGUAGAUGAUGAGGGAAAAAAUGCCUUUUGACUACAGCUGAGAAGAACGGGGGAAGAAGAGAAAAUGGAAGGGAAAGAAUCAAAUGUGAGAAUAGACAGUAAAAAAUAAGAACUAGCAGAACUGAGAGGAGGGAUAAAUGAGUUAGUGAGGGGAAAUAAAGGAAGAGAAGGAAAUACUUUUAUAUCUAAAGUGGGAAUGUGGGCAGCUACCUGAUAUAGUCCACAAAAUCAGUAAAGCCUUAUGCAGUGCUGAAGAGUUGGCAGAAUGCUGAAAUCAGCUACUAUGGAUCAGCUGUUAUAUAUGAGCAGGAAAAGCCCUAUACAUGAGAAGUGGUCAUUUGUUUUCUACCAGUUAUGGGAUUUUUCUUCCCCAUAUCUGACAUUGGUCCCAGGCAAAAACAAACCUUGAAGAGUCAGUCUCAGCAUCUGAUCUGACACUGUGUUUCCUACAUUCCUAAGGGAAAAAAUCAAGAGAAAUAAAGUGUACUGCACUGCUUUUAUAAACAACCUUCCAUUUUUCACACAGAUAUACAGGGGAGAUUUAUUUGUCCAUUUACAUUGUCCCACACAUAUGUCUACCAUUCUUAAGUAUUGUUUUGUUUUUAUUUAGUAUAUAUAAGGCAAUGACCUAGAAGCUCCAAGAGAAAAAAUACUUUGGGGAUAUUACUAAGCAGUCUCUUGGCAUUUCUGGGCAUUGUUUCACUUUGUACCUGUGACAAUGUAUCUUUUAAUACUUUCCUUAGCUGGGAAGUCACUACCUUGGUAAUAAAUUCUGAAAAUUACCAAGUGGGGUUUAAGAUACAUCUCUUCAGUAUGUUACAUUUUUAAAAGGCUCUAUUGUAUCUCUUGGGAGUAGUUAAGAAAAAAUACCUGAAUUAGUUGUGUGUCCUCUCAGAGUGCUGAUAUGCUAAAAGCUGAUCUUAUACUCAAGAUAUUGGUGCAUAGAGCAGUUAGAUAUAAAAAAGUCUUUUUUUAUAUAUUUCUCUUUUUGGAAGGUUUAUUGUCCUUUUCUACUUGGUGAUGCUGCUUGUCUUGGAUCUUGACAUUAUUUAACUAUUUUUUUUUUAACAAUGCUGCUUUUGGAUCUAUUUUUGUGAGCUUCUGAGUACCUUCACCUCAUUUUGACAUCAAUAAACAUUGAAAGAUUUCAUUUCAGUUCCUGCAAUGGUUAGUUUUAGAGACUUGUAGCACUGAGUAGAAUUUUUAGAGGAUGCUGGAAAUCACUGUACAAGUCACUUGUAGAAAAAAAUCCCUUCAGUAGAAUGGAAAAUUAUACAUGUUUAGAAAAAGGCAGAUUUUUCUACAGGCAGAACUAUAAUGACGUCGUAUCAUAUUUUUUAAUAUUCAUGAUGCUGUAGACUACUUUUAAUUCUCAUCCCUUUGUCUUUCAUUCCAAAAGGGAGAUGAAACUACUGCUCAGCUGUACUCAGAAAGAGCUCCUGGGCUGCUUUAGUGUUGUUUAUUUUUCAUUUUGGAAAGUAAAUUUUUUUUAUCCUGACUAUAAAAAUGGUUUAUCAGAUAUAAUACAACCAUCAGUUCUUAUAUAUGUGUUAUAUUGCUCAGAGAUAUUCAGCAUUAUCUUGGCUUCUGAAAUAUUUUUGUUGUGUUUUGUGUAUGUUUUAGUCAUUGUGUAAGAUAUAGCAAUACUGAAGGCACUGUUACAAAAAAGUACAGCCCAGAAAAAAAACAUGUUGGCAGUCAUUAACUAAUUGUAUUUGUUCAAAAUUCUGAUAUACUGUUAAGUGAGGAUGAAAGUCUCUGGAACUCCUUUGCCUUUAAUUGUGCCAGCAGUCUCUCAAAGAAACAAAACUGACACCUUCCGAAUAAUAUCCAGAAUAAACAGUAUAUUUUCAGCAGGGAAAGAGAUAACCCAAUAUUUAGAGCAAACUUAUUUCCAUUUGCAUAAAGCAUUUCAUUGGUAGAUUUGUAAUACAAGCUAGGCAUUUUUUCCAGUACAGUUUCAGAAUUUGUAUGCAAUGUGGAACAUGAGAGGUUAUCACAGCAUCAUUACUGUAGCAACAGAAUUACUUUAAGCACAAUUAUUCUGUGAACCAGAUCCAAAUUAUUUUGCAAAUUUCUAAAAUAGAAGAAAUUUUAAGAAUUAGAUUUCAUAUGUAGUAUGUACUUUGGUUGGAGAAUACUGGUAUAAAAGUAGUUGCUCAGGAAUUCUUCAUUGUUUCUAAAUGUAUCUAAAGGAAAAUGCUUUCAAAUACAUUUUUUAAGUUCUUAAUAUUGAAAAUGCUGGCUUUAAUAGAAUCUGUUAGUGUUUUCACUUGCAAGAUCAAUAUUGUUAUGACGUCUGUAGCUUUCUGAUGAAUUAUCUUUUGUCAUUGUAAAAUCUCUUUGCAAUGGUGUUCGCAUUUCAGUUCAAUAAAGGUUCGUGAAUAAAAUUCA
This is a messenger RNA of Cyanistes caeruleus (blue tit), 12993 nucleotides long. The record is from RefSeq and is a predicted model, not a curated record. Lineage: Eukaryota; Metazoa; Chordata; Aves; Passeriformes; Paridae.